Salmo salar (Atlantic salmon) is the source of this 6210-nucleotide messenger RNA. It is a transcript of the gene thrb, whose product is annotated as thyroid hormone receptor beta. Gene Ontology annotation, biological process: positive regulation of transcription by RNA polymerase II; thyroid hormone receptor signaling pathway; retinoic acid receptor signaling pathway. Gene Ontology annotation, cellular component: RNA polymerase II transcription regulator complex. Gene Ontology annotation, molecular function: zinc ion binding; nuclear receptor activity; RNA polymerase II cis-regulatory region sequence-specific DNA binding. NCBI's taxonomy places the organism in Eukaryota, Metazoa, Chordata, Actinopteri, Salmoniformes, Salmonidae. The record is from RefSeq and is a predicted model, not a curated record.
CUGAUUCCCCAUAGCGAUCAAUCCGAGCGCUGCAGUUGUCAGUAGGCUACACUUCGUUUUCCCGGGUCCAUGUUGAAGUUGGUCAGCCCAGACUUUCUCGCAUACUCAGCUUCGUCGGGUCAUUCCAGGGCAAGCGUUGCAUCUGUUCCAUCCCGCUCGCAGGUACAACAAACACCGACUACAUCCGCACAAACUCAGUAAGAGAGGAAUGCACCGGCGGAGUGUCGGAAAAUAGCAUUUCUGUGUGCCGACCUGCGUAUGUGGAUUCUGUCUGGGGGCACUCGGCAGACUCCUCGACUCCCUCCCUCCCUCCCUCCCUCCGGCUCCAAUGGUGUAAGCCGACGCAUCACCGUGGGGGAUUCUGACACUCCGCACACAGCCCAGGCCAGUAUCAGAAGGCAGGGGAGGGUAUGAGAAUGGUGUCUAGGCCCUGAAGCCCAGCAGCAUGUCAGAGCAAGGAGACAAAUGCACCACCCCCCCGCUGGAAACAUGAGGCCAUGCAAAAUGGGUACAUCCCUAGUUACCUGGACAAGGACGAGUUAUGUGUGGUGUGUGGGGACAAAGCUACAGGAUAUCACUAUCGCUGUAUCACCUGUGAAGGAUGCAAGGGUUUCUUCCGGCGGACGAUCCAGAAGAACCUGAACCCAACGUACGCGUGUAAGUACGAGGCGAAGUGCAUCAUCGAUAAGGUGACCAGGAACCAGUGCCAGGAAUGUCGCUUCAAGAAGUGCAUCGCUGUCGGCAUGGCAACAGACUUGGUGCUGGACGACAGCAAGCGGCUCGCCAAGCGGAAGUUGAUCGAGGAGAACCGUGAGCGGCGGCGGAAGGAGGAGCUCCAGAAGACGGUGUGGGACCGGCCUGAGCCGUCCCAGGAGGAGUGGGACCUGAUCCGCAUGGUCACCGAGGCCCACAUGUCAACUAACGCCCAGGGCAACCACUGGAAACAGAAACGCAAGUUCUUGGUCGAGGAAGCAAUGCUACUUAAUGAAAUAACAUGUAAUUUAUUCUAUACUUCUGACCAGAGUGCAGUGGGGGUGAAGGAAACCAAGCCCGAGGACAUUGGUCAAGCGCCGGUCAUAAAUGCACCUGAAGGGAGCAAAGUGGACAUAGAAGCCUUCAGUCAGUUUACAAAAAUUAUCACCCCCGCCAUUACCCGAGUGGUGGACUUUGCCAAAAAGCUGCCUAUGUUCUGUGAGCUGCCUUGUGAAGACCAGAUUAUCCUAUUGAAAGGCUGCUGCAUGGAGAUCAUGUCUUUACGGGCGGCCGUUCGCUAUGACCCCGAGAGCGAGACGCUGACGCUUAACGGAGAGAUGGCCGUGACCCGCGGCCAGCUGAAGAACGGAGGCCUGGGUGUGGUGUCGGACGCUAUCUUUGAUUUGGGCUUAUCGCUGUCUUCGUUCCACCUGGACGACUCUGAGGUCGCUCUGCUACAGACCGUCAUCCUCCUGUCCUCCGACCGUCCGGGGCUGACCAGCGUGGACCGUAUUGAGCGCUGUCAGGAGGAGUUCCUUCUGGCCUUUGAACAUUACAUCAACUACCGCAAACACAAGGUGGCGCAAUUCUGGCCCAAGCUGCUGAUGAAGGUGACGGACCUGCGGAUGAUCGGGGCGUGCCACGCCUCCCGCUUCCUGCAUAUGAAGGUGGAGUGCCCCAAUGAACUUUUCCCCCCACUCUUCCUAGAGGUCUUUGAGGACUGACGGAGGGACAGACGCGCGCGCGCGCACACACCCUGCCAAGGUGUGUGUGUUUGUGUGUGGUCAGGGUGUGUGUGGGCGCCUGUCGGGGGCUACGACAGUGGGCCUCAGAGUGGCUCUAGGCGUCUUGGGACACGUUGGAGCUCUCAUUAGCACUACUGAGUCAUUUCAUUCCAUAGCUUUGGUAUAGCCUAGCUUCUCGGCCUAGUUUUUAUGGAUGGAACCAUCCCUUACGAUGCGGGUACAUGUGAAUAGCAUUUUCUUUUGGUUUUUAUUUUGUAAAUGUUUCACCUCUCCUCAGUUACUUCUCUAUAGGUUUUUUGUGUUAUUGUACAGUCAGUCAGUCGGCUUCUUGGUGAUUAUGUCUAGUUGUUGUUGUCGACAGCGCUCGUUCAAUCAGUCAUAUGAACCAUGCAACUUGUUUCAUUUUACUCCAGUUUAUUAUUGAGUUCUGACUCCACCAACCCUGAGAAGGUCAGUACUGUACAAGACAGUGACAGACAGCAGAAGCCAGUUAACCUGCAUUAUUCCCUUCCUUUUCGUAUUCUCUUCCUACGAGACUUCCCCAGUCAGGGGAUGUGUAGUAGCUUUCAUAUAGGUGUCCCUCUGGUGCUGGUGUUCUGUGAGACCUAUAUCUAUACCUGCUCAAUGCUGCCAUUCUAAUACACUCUUACUGUACUCACAUCAUUAACACCAUAGAAAUAGUAGAGCAGACAUUCUCAGUCAAGUCAUUGUUCUGUAAUGGGAUGGUUAUUCUAAUUCUAUUUCUAUGAUUCAAACCACAAGCUCCCACCUUGAGUAAACCUAGGUACAUUUCUAAACAAUGGCAAGGCACAACACUAAACAACUCAUCCACGUAGAAAGAGCUAGCUAAAAGAGGGCUUGUUUCUCCUCUUCUGUGUUAAACCUAAACGAUCAGGACAGAUAUAAAAGCACACUUUGACACGAAGUCAAGAAAAAGAUUAAAGCCGUUCAAUAGCGCUCUUUUUUUCAUGAUGCCACUCAUGCAGUGCCAAAAAAUUCAUCCAAUCAUUUUGGAUUGUUUCCCGGAACCAGGAUGCAUGAUAUAACCUGAUCUGAUUGGCUAUCAGUGACUUCUUCUAGAACCUAGAACAUGCUUCCGGCUCUCAUUCACAUUCUAGAGUGUAGACUCGCAUCAUGAAACAGAGCGUUAUAGAAACAGAGAGAAUGUUCUUGUUGUCACCAUGGCAUGUAGUUCCUGAGCUGCAGAUGGACAAAUCAGACAGACAGACACUGUGAGCUGUGACGCAGGCAGAAAUUCCUCCUGCUGUCUCACAAGAUUCCAUGGGAACUAUUUAACUAUGUUCAAGCGUCAUAUUAUAUUCUCAACAUGUGAGUUACUGAAAGUGAUCAUGAUGAUGAUCCUCUCAUAAGGACUGGUUGUUGCUAUGAUACUUGCUAAUUGGCUGAUUCAUGCCUGUAUGAAUGACAUGUGGGUAGAGUCAGGGGGUCAAACCCUUUCUAUGUUGACCACAGUCAGUGGAAUUCUGAGUCAGAGGAGAGAAUCGCUGCCACUAGGGGUGUAUUGGUACACUAUUUAUACCGGAACCGUUCGGUAUGGGGACCUCCGUUCGGUCCACACUGUGAACCCGAAUGAAUAGAUAAAAAAUAUCUUAAAACAAUAAACUACUAGGCCUAUAGGCUAUGCCUACGCUGCGUUGUAUGCCUCUUGAGUAAAUCUGAGCUGAAAAAAAAACAUUUCAGGCUAUUCCGUUAAAACAACUAGAGCCUAUGCACACAUUGUAGGCCAAUUAAAAUUAGAAUGUUAAUUGCCACAUUUCAAACUGUCCUUUUGUGAGGCGCAGCCGGGAGCUAGUUCUGUACGAUGGCGAGUGGUGUGGUCGAUACACCAGGAGCAUUCUCCAUCAUCUCCAGUUUGGGAACAUUUUGGUCUCCCAGUAGAUUACAAUGGCGGUGGACAGAGAGAGUAUAUCGCCACUGCUCAACCAGAAUAGCCUAUGCAGCUGCCAACACCUCAAACAUGUUGACACAUUUACGCCAACAUCACCCCAGUAUUCUUACCAUAGGAGCAAAACGGAAACGCAAAAAAACUAAACUAUUUUGUCUCCCCUCUGCAUUCAAGCAGCCCCCCGCAACUGAUUCUGACCGGGCCAAAGAAAUUCUAAGAGUGAUAGGUAUGUUUAUAGCCACGACUAUGCGCCCAUUCUUGGUGGUUGAGAACAGCGGGUUUCAGCACCUCAUGAAAGUGCUUGAGACACUACGAAAUUUGCACUCUUGCACCCAUUUCAGCAAACAGGUAGUACUCGCUCUAUACAAGCAAGCUAAAGACAAAGUUGUCAAUGAAUUGGCCAAUAUACCCUGUGUUGCGCUUACUACAGAUGGAUGAACCUCCAGGGCAACAGAUAGCUACUUAACAGUGACAGCCCAUCACAUUACCCGGAGUGGGAAAUGAGAAGUAUCGUGUGCCCACUUUGAGAGGCACACAAGUGCGCGUCUUUGUGUCUUUGUAAGAAAACAUUAUAGCAAAGGUCUCUCUAUAUACAAUGUCUGAGCCAUAUUUACAUAUUGAUUUCACACAUUAAUUGUACUUUUUAGUGUUGUUGUUGAUGAGUAAUCGUGUGUUUUUAUUUAAAAAAAAUACUGUGUUGGUAUUCCUGUGUUGGUAUUCAUAUGACUCAUGAUCAUGUAUGGAAUCAGGAAUACCAACACUUUGUAUUUUCUUAAAUAAACAAAAAUGAUCUACAGUAAAUGUUAGCCUUUCAUUUUCCCCACUGUACCGAAACCCAAUGAAAUCGUGACCCCAAAACCACAAUACAUACAGAACUGUGGGUUUGGUGAACCAUUACACCCCUAGCUGCCACAUUAAUACAAAAAAAUGAUGAUGCAACAUCAGCAGGGUACAGAGAAAAACUUGAUGAUAAGAAGAAAAAAAAAUCCUCUUUAUUUUGGUUGUAUAUUUCUUUUUAAAAACGUUGUAUGAUAUUGUGGUUUGUUUGCAACAGUUAAAAAAAUGUAUAAACUGCAUAAAAAUCCAACUAUUAUAAGCUUCACACUACUCCUCAAAGCAGCUUGUGUUUUCUCUGUAAAAGUGAUGCCUUUCAUAAAGCAAUAGACUUCGCAGUGUUUAAAUGACUAGGACCUCACAAUUCACACAAACUGCACAGUUAACAAUGCACAGACAAUCACAGAGAGACAGACAGGUAAUCAAACAGGAAGUGGCGCAGGGUCCAAUUACUUCCUGGUUCACAAGUUGAAUGGGGACACGGGCUAAGUCAAUGGCCCUAGAAUGAGUUGUGACAAUCAGCAUAUUUGAGGCAAUUCGUUUGAGACAGGCAACGGCGGCGCAGAAUGGCUAGUCUUGAUCACAUAAUGAGUAGUUAUUUGGAAUGCAAGGUGAUUUGUAGUCGUCUGUAGUUGAUCUCAAACAUGCACACUGCCGAAUGUCACCUUAUUCCACAAGAUACUUAUUAAAGCGCCAGUGUGGUAUUAUCUCUCGUAAGAGUGGUCACUCUUAAUAACUCAGUUACAAAACAAUAACAAAUGUUGCACCAAUAGAAAAGAAGCUAUUUUACAGUACUACAGAGGAUAAAAGGAUGUAUAUUUUCAGACUGCAGAAUUUUUUACAGAUAUUGUAUGCAUUAUGAACAUUUUACUGUUUUAUGUAAAUAACGGGAAAAAACUCUCUCUCAAUUUCAUUGCAAAACCACAAUGACAUACUGUUCUAGAUUUGCUUUAGAUAUAACUAUGUGAACAUCAUGAACUAGUAAGAUUCAUAGACGGAUUGAAGUGUUAGUUUCACCUUGACAAAAUAUCUGUUGGUUACUGUAUGGAACUAUAUCAGUGGUGGCUGGUGGCACUUUAAAUAAGGAGGACGGGCUCAUAGUAAUGGCUGUAAUGAAAUGAAUAGUGGUCUCAAACACGUCAAACAUCUGGUUUCCAUGUGUUUGAUACCAUUCCAUUCACGCCAUUCAUUAUUAUGAGCCGUCCUCUCGUCACCAGCCUCCUCUGAACUCAACAUAUACUAUACUGCAAAGUUGGGCUGGACAAUUUGAAUAAAGACCAGCUCCAUUUCUGAAAGCAUCACCAACAUCAGCCAAGCAAAUCCACUCACUGUUAAAAGAAUAACAAAUGAUUUACUUGUGUGUUUUCUUGUCUUAUUGUUUUAGCAGACAAAUACCAACAAUUUGCUGUUCAUGAUGUAGUAAACGUUUAUCAAUGAUAUCCAGAAUAUUGGAUGACAAGUCUUUGGAGAGAAAGAGAAUGAGCUUGCAGUGUGUGGUGUUAGUGUAAUUGAUUGAGAAUGAGUCUGUGGGUGUAGUGUUUUUGUACCAAAUUGAAACGUGUUGCACACAACGUUGCCUAUGGAGUUGAAUCUGACCUGUUUUGGAAAGACAGUGCUUUGACUUGGGUACCCUGGAAGAAAAGACAAGUUGCACAAAAACUAGAAUAAUUAUGAAUUUGGAUCCUCAUGAUUAUGAUGCUAUUUGCACGUAAUGUGAAUUGGAUCUUGAGAAUAAAGAUGGUUUUAAGAAAA